GUCAUUUUCAAAGAAUUAAAGUAUUUGGUUAUUUUUUUAGUGGAUAUCCCAAUUAUUUUGACAAAUAAAUAAUUGGAUUUUGGUAAAAAUCUCAAAUAUCCCCCCCAAUCAUAGAAUUCCAUCUGAUUGUCCUCUUUGAGCUAAAACCCUAGGAACGUUUUUUACGUAACAUAAUUAUUAUCUUCACACGCCUCUCCAUUUCGAUCUGUUGGCGCCUUCUAAUCUUCUCAUUUUUUUCUCGUCUCCUUAUCCACUAAAUCUUCAUCCCCUUCUCUGCUUCUCCCCCAAUCAAUUCGCCAUUUCCAGAUCAAUCCCUGCAAAAGAAAAUGGUAGAAGCUCAAGCAGCACCAACACCUCUAGCUCCAUUACUUCUUCGUAACAUCUUGUUACCGUUAUUCAUCUACAGCGAUAAAACCCUGAUAAACUUAUCCCACAAAUUCAAACUAUUCCAUAUCAUCCGUUAUACUCUAAUCACCGCCUUCCUGUUCUUCCUCAAAGUCAUCCCUUCCUUCAUCUCUUAUUCUCUUCACCCCAAUCAAAAUCAAAAUCACAACUCCGAUCCCGAAUUGGAUUCCGAUUCUGGUCCUCAUCCAUGGGUUCCAUUUUUAAAGGGUAAUGACGCCGCCGAUGGUAGCUUAGUGGAUGAAACGUGCAUAGCGCGUGCACUGACGCAGUUGCUCGCUAUAAUCAACGAAAUACCCGUCAGUUCGAGGAAGUACGAGAUCGUCCGGUCGUACGCCGAGAAAUUGAUGAAUGAAAAUCUAGAGGAGGGCUACGAGCCGUUAAGGAAAGUGAACGCCAAGGUUCUCUCCGCCGCGUUUUCACGGGCACUUCAACAACUGCAAUCGGCAGCGGUGGCGGCGGCGAAGUAUGAUAUUGAGAAAAAUACCGCCACCGGUGGAGAUGUAACGAAAAAGGGCGGUGGCUACUUUGGGUUGAACCGGGUGAUUAAAACUGUGGGCCAUUACGGCGAUUUUGCUUGGACUCAGUUCACGAAACCGAAAACGCGGUUGCGGGUUUCGGCUGAGAAGUUGUCAGCUGAGUUGCUUUGGCUGGCGGAGAAACUAGUGGCGUGUGGAAGCGCUGAUGAAGCUGUGAGGCAAUGGGCUUCGGCUUCUAAGUUGGCUUGUGUGGCUCUCUCGGCUCAGCAGCGGCUACAAGGUUCGUUGGUCAAACUUUCAGUGUACUUGUUCAAGGAGGCAGUAUCUAUGGGUGGUCAAGAUGAUGACGUGGAGGAACUAAGGAAAGUCAAAACGAAGUUAUUAAUGUCAUGGCUACCAUUUUUGUGUCGAGCGACAAUUGGUGUAGAAGCACCUGUAUUAAACUUCAAUGAAAAAGCUGAGCUUGAAAACAUGUUGGGCAAGCUUAUCGAGUCCUUAAAACAUGAAGAAGAACAAGAAAAAGUCUUGUCUUUAUGGCUCCACCAUUACGCUCAUUGUCCAUCUUCCGAUUGGCCUAACCUCCAUCAAUACUAUGAUCGUUGGUGCACUGCUUCCCGCAACCUCUUCAUCCUCCAAGGCAAACAAGAAAAAUGACAUGUUCACUGAAGUGAAUUUGGUGCUAUAAACCAUUAAUUGUUAUUUUUUAUUGAAAGAUCAUGGUUAUCAGAGAAUCAAGGUGCAUAAUGAUGUCACAAUAUAUUUCAUCGAUGAAUGUGCAUGUAUAUAUUUUAAUUCAUUCUACUCUCAUCUUUUUCUUGUAAGAUGUGGAUUUUGGUGUGUGUAUAUAACUUAUGGCACGUUGUAUAUGUUAAUGUAGAAUUAUAUUGAUGUAAUAAGGUAGAAAUAAAAUAUUAAUAGAGAACAUUGUUUGAUGAUAUUCUUUCAAAGUUUUACAUGUUUUCCUG
Molecule: messenger RNA, 1846 nt
Organism: Lactuca saligna
Lineage: Eukaryota; Viridiplantae; Streptophyta; Magnoliopsida; Asterales; Asteraceae
Source: the annotation of a GenBank genome assembly